Molecule: messenger RNA, 2160 nt
Organism: Camellia sinensis
Lineage: Eukaryota; Viridiplantae; Streptophyta; Magnoliopsida; Ericales; Theaceae
Product: Cysteinyl-tRNA synthetase, class Ia family protein
Biological process (GO): cysteinyl-tRNA aminoacylation
Cellular component (GO): cytoplasm
Molecular function (GO): cysteine-tRNA ligase activity; ATP binding
Source: RefSeq, a predicted model, not a curated record
UUCUGCAAAACUAGGGUUUCUGCAAAACUAGGGUUUCUGCAAAACUAGGGUUUGAUUGAAAAUGGCGGAAUUUCAGUUGUAUAACACUAUGACGAAGCAGAAGGAGAUCUUCAAGCCGAAAGAGGCAGGCAAGGUUGGCAUGUAUGUCUGUGGCGUCACCGCCUACGACCUCAGCCACAUCGGCCACGCUCGUGCCUAUGUCGCCUUCGAUGUCCUCUUCAGGUACUUACAACACUUAGGUUAUGAAGUCAAGUACGUACGGAAUUUCACUGAUGUUGAUGAUAAGAUAAUUCGGAGAGCAAAUGAGCUUGGGGAGGAUCCAUUAGCUCUGAGUAGCCGCUACUGCCAAGAAUUUAUUGAUGAUAUGGUUGAUCUUCAGUGCCUUCCUCCUACGCAUCAGCCACGUGUUUCUGAACACAUGGACCAAAUCAGGGAUAUGAUAGCUCAGAUUAUUCGUAAUGGUUGUGCUUAUGAAGUGGAAGGGGAUGUGUACUUUUCUGUUGAUAAAUACCCAAAUUAUUGCCAAUUAUCUGGACGGAAGCUAGAGGACAAUAGAGCUGGUGAACGGGUUGCCGUUGAUUCAAGAAAGCAAAAUCCUGCCGACUUUGCAUUGUGGAAGGCUGCCAAGCCUGGUGAGCCAAGUUGGGACAGCCCUUGGGGUCCUGGAAGACCAGGAUGGCACAUAGAAUGCAGUGCGAUGAGUGCUCAUUAUCUGACUUAUUCAUUUGAUAUUCAUGGUGGUGGAAUGGAUUUGAUCUUUCCGCAUCAUGAGAAUGAGCUUGCCCAAAGCUGUGCUGCCUGCUCGGAUAGCAAUGUGAGUUAUUGGGUGCAUAAUGGGUUUGUCACUGCAAAUGAUGAGAAAAUGUCGAAAUCUCUUGGGAAUUUUUUCACUAUUCGUGAGGUUACCAAACUUUACCAUCCUCUGGCCUUGAGGCAUUUCUUGAUGGGCACACAUUAUAGGUCUCCUGUCAACUACUCAAUUUCACAGAUAGAAAUUGCAUCGGAGGCUGUUUUCUACGUGUAUCAGACAUUACAAGAUUCUGAGGAUGCUCUGUCACGGGUUAGAGAAGGAAACCAAAAUGAGGGAAGUGAACCACAUGGCAGAACAGCUCGGAUUACUCCUGCUGCCAAAGACUGCGUUAAUAAACUACGCAGUGAUCUUGAGACUAAACUGUCAGAUGAUUUGCACACACCAUAUUUAUUGAAUGCUACUCUCCAAGAAGCUUUGAGAUUCAUGAACAGUUCUUUGAACCUGCUCAAGAAGAAGCAACCGAAACAACAACAAUUAUCAACGAUUCAGUCCCUCACUGAACUAGAGAAGGAAGUCAAGGAAGUUUUGUGCAUCCUGGGAUUGCUGUCAACUUCAACUUACUCUGAGGUUCUUCAGCAGUUGAAAGAAAAAGCACUAAAGAGAGCAGGGUUAACAGAAGAAGACAUAUUGCAGCUGAUUGAAGAAAGAGCAUUAGCAAGGAAGAACAAAAAUUUCUCCAGAGGUGAUGAGAUUCGAAGUGAACUGGCUGCCAAGGGCAUUGCUCUUAUGGAUGUGGGCAAGGAGACAAUUUGGAGGCCAUGUGUACCUGUUCAAGAACAGACAUCUCUACCAGUUGCAAAAGACCAACCAUCUGUGCCAGGUAAACAAGAAGAGCUGGCGCCACCUGUUUCAACUUGAUGAUGUGCAGGCCUAAUUUAGUAAUUUGGUCUCCAUUUAUAUGAUCCACAAGUUGUCUAAAUUAGGAAUUAUGAAUUGAUUCCAGAUAUCAUAUAUACUACAACUGAUGUUACAGUUGGGAGUUUCACUUUUUACAACCCUUGUUGGGUUUUGAAGAUGCCAUGGGGUUUUCAAUUGUACCCUCUUUGGCUUUAUUUUGAUGACCAUGAGCUGGAGAAAACAGUGAGAAACCAGAAAUGUUACUUCUAUACCUGUUAUUAUAGGUCCAACUAACUGAAAUUGAAUGGCACUAACUUUUGAGAUGGGUUACCGAUGCCAGCUCACGCUAAAACUUGUUUUGUUUUAUUGCGUGGAUUGAAUUCUGACGUUUACUCUAUCAGGGCAUUCAUUUGAAAGGGGAAUCUGUAUUUUAGUCCUCUGAAAAAGGUUCUAGUUUUAUUGUAAAUCACUCUUGGAAACCUAGAUAUGGACUAUUAUUUGUUGAUCAAACA